This is a messenger RNA of Psammomys obesus (fat sand rat), 1551 nucleotides long. RefSeq names its product alcohol dehydrogenase 7 (class IV), mu or sigma polypeptide (gene Adh7). Gene Ontology annotation, cellular component: cytosol. The coding region runs from base 67 to 1191 and encodes 374 amino acids. Gene Ontology annotation, biological process: retinoic acid metabolic process; retinol metabolic process. Gene Ontology annotation, molecular function: zinc ion binding; all-trans-retinol dehydrogenase (NAD+) activity. Lineage: Eukaryota; Metazoa; Chordata; Mammalia; Rodentia; Muridae. The record is from RefSeq and is a predicted model, not a curated record. The transcript has 9 exons.
AGUGAACUGAGCAUCAGAAGUCAGAAGACGUUCCCAUUUGCAGACUACAAACCCGAGAAAGCCAGGAUGGGCACUGCUGGAAAAGUCAUCAAGUGCAAAGCGGCUGUACUAUGGGGAAUGAACCAGCCCUUCUCCAUUGAGGAAAUAGAAGUGGCCCCACCGAAGGUGAAGGAAGUUCGUGUUAAGAUUUUGGCCACAGGAAUCUGUCGCACAGAUGACCACGUGAUAAAAGGAACAAUGGUGUCUAAGUUUCCAGUGAUUGUGGGCCAUGAAGCAGUUGGGGUUGUAGAGAGUGUGGGAGAAGGAGUCAGCACAGUGAGACCAGGCGACAGAGUCAUCCCCCUCUUUCUACCGCAGUGCAGAGAAUGCAACGCCUGCCUUAACCCGGAGGGCAACCUCUGCAACAGGAGCGAUCUGACAGGCCGUGGGGUGCUGGCCGACGGCACCACCAGAUUUUCCUGCAAGGGCAGACCCGUCCAGCACUUCAUGAAUACCAGCACCUUCACCGAGUACACGGUGCUGGAUGAAUCUUCAGUAGCCAAGAUCGAUGCCGCGGCUCCUCCUGAGAAAGCCUGUCUGAUUGGCUGUGGGUUUUCCACGGGUUAUGGGGCAGCUGUUAAAACCGCCAAGGUCACCCCUGGCUCCACCUGUGUUGUGUUUGGCCUGGGAGGAGUUGGCUUGUCAGUCAUCAUGGGCUGUAAGGCAGCCGGCGCCUCCAGGAUCAUUGGAAUCGACAUCAACAAAGACAAAUUCCAGAAGGCCCUGGAUGUAGGUGCCACAGAGUGUCUCAGCCCCAAGGACUUCACCAAGCCCAUCAGUGAGGUGCUGGCCGACAUGACGGCCAACACCGUUCAGUAUAGUUUUGAAGUUAUCGGGCAUCUGGAAACCAUGGUCGAUGCCCUCUCAUCUUGCCAUAUGAACUAUGGAACCAGUGUGGUGGUUGGUGCUCCUCCGUCAGCCAAGAUGCUCAACUUUGACCCAAUGCUGCUCUUCACUGGGCGAACGUGGAAGGGCUGCGUCUUCGGAGGUUGGAAGGGCAGAGAUGAUGUACCCAAACUGGUGACUGAGUUCCUGGAAAAGAAGUUUGACCUGGGCCAGUUGAUAACCCACACAUUGCCUUUUAAGAAUGUCAAUGAAGGAUUUGAAUUGCUCUAUUCAGGGCAAAGCGUUCGGACUGUCCUGACAUUUUGAGAUCCAGAGAGCUGGGUGUUCUUUGCUGGGUGACUGUGACCUGAAGCCUCCUUCCUGACAAGGACCUCUGACAUCAUGAGUCUGUCUGAGAAAUGCAUGCAGAAGCAGAUCUGGGGAAGAUAUAGAAGCUUGAUAGAGUUUUCUAAACCUUUUUAAGUUUAGUUUAGUGGGUGCCUAAGCUCAGCUGAGUAAAUGUUUUAAUUUGUGUUUCCUAAGGCUAUAAUUCUAUAUUUUUAUAAACAUAUUCUUGGAUUUCCACUUGUUGGAACAGGGAUUGUUUUCAUCAUUUUACCAGUUGCUGUGACUUAAAACAGACUCAGCAUGUAUAGGUGCAGUAAAUACAUGUUUAUAGAAAUACUC